Messenger RNA from Aspergillus neoniger CBS 115656, 623 nucleotides. It is a transcript of the gene S10a, whose product is annotated as 40S ribosomal protein uS10. Gene Ontology annotation, cellular component: cytosolic small ribosomal subunit; ribosome. Lineage: Eukaryota; Fungi; Ascomycota; Eurotiomycetes; Eurotiales; Aspergillaceae. The transcript has 3 exons. The coding region runs from base 1 to 351 and encodes 116 amino acids. Gene Ontology annotation, molecular function: RNA binding; structural constituent of ribosome. The record is from RefSeq and is a predicted model, not a curated record. Gene Ontology annotation, biological process: translation.
AUGUCUUUCCAGAAGCCUGAGAAGGAUUUCGGCGAGGGCCCUAAGGUCCACAAGAUCCGUAUCACCCUCACCUCUCGCAAGGUCGCUUCCCUCGAGAAGGUGUGCUCGGAGCUGAUCGACCGUGCUCGCUCCAAGUCCCUCCAGGUCAAGGGUCCCGUCCGUCUUCCCACCAAGACCCUUCACAUCUCCACCCGUAAGACCCCCAACGGUGAGGGUUCCAAGACCUGGGACAAGUACGAGAUGCGCAUCCACAAGCGUCUCAUCGACCUCCUCGCCCCCACCGAGACCGUCAAGCAGAUCAUCAUCAACAUCGAGGCUGGUGUUGAGGUUGAGGUCACCAUUGCUGCUUAAACAAAUCCCUACCUCUUCCUUCACUGGAUACGGUUUGGGUUCGUGACAGGGGUGGCGCGGACGAUGAGGUUAUGUUUUGUGGUGCUGCUGCGGCCGUGCUAGGCAUUCGUCGAUACCCGCCAGUUCCUGGCUUGAAAAUGAAAAAGUUCAAAAAGCAGUAAACUAUUUUUCUUAUCGGAAUGAAUGAUUGUAUGGAUUGUAGUGUAGUGUAGUGUAUUGGUAUCAAAACUAGCAGUGACUUAACUGCUUCCGUUGUUCCGUGUGAGAAUUUC